GUCGUUGAAUGACUUCCACCUUUACCGGCAGGCGGAGGGAGCGGAGCAGCUUUGCAACAGUGUAGACAACGUGUGUUCAGCAGAUUGGGACACGCUGAAACUGUUUUCAGUAAUUCCUUUAACAAGUUUGAACAAGAUAACACUCCUCCCGCUGCCGCCGUUGCUGCUCCUGCUGGUGAUGAUGUGAGGCUGGGUUGAUCCAUCGCUUACGUGUGUGUUUGUCAGUGAGUCUGUGUCUGUGUGUGUCCGUGUCUUGACAUUUGCUCCGCCUAUAUCGCAUUGAACUGAAGUCGCAGUUGAAUCGCAGUGAAGCAGUUUCUCGAGAGGAAACAGAAGGGUGGUGGAUUGCGUUUAGAGUGGAGAAACUGUGAACCGACGAUGGCAGAGAACAAGAUGGGCCCAAAUCUCCAGGCUGGAGCUGGAUUCCUCGCCAAAAGGGUCCAGAAGUCCUUGAAUCGAGCCCAGGAGAAGGUCCUUCAGAAACUGGGCAAAACCAUGGAGACCAAGGAUGAACAGUUUGAGCUAUGUUUCCAGAACCUCAAUAAACAACAGGUCGAUGGAGGCAGGUUGUUUAAAGACGUAAAAGCCUACUACGCAGCAGUGAAAGCUGUGCAUGAGACAUCCAAGCGGCUGUCCCAGACGUUGCGAGACAUCUACGAGUCAGACUGGAACGGCGUGGAGGACCUUGCUGUCAUUACAGAAAGUGAAGACUUGCUUUGGAACGACUAUGAAGAGAAACUGAGUGACCAAAUUGUCCGCACAAUGGAGAACUACACAAGCCAGUUCCCAGAGGUCAAGGAGCGAGUUGCAAAACGUGGUCGCAAGCUGGUGGACUAUGACUCAGCGCGUCACCACCUGGAGGCACUACAGAGUGCCAAGAAAAAGGAUGAGGCCAAAAUAGCAAAGGCAGAAGAAGAGUUUAACAAGGCCCAGAAUGUCUUUGAAGAGAUAAAUAAUGAGCUGAGGGAGGAGCUGCCUGUUCUCCAUCAGAGCCGUAUAGGUUGCUAUGUGACAGUGUUCCAAAACAUAUCAAACCUGAGAGAUGUCUUCUAUAAGGAAAUGAGUGUGCUGAACCGUGAGCUUUACAACGUGAUGAAGAAACUAGAGACUCAGCACUCUGGAAAAAAUUUCAUCAUCAAGGGUCUGAACAGCACAUCAGGCAAGUCAAAGAAGAGAAAGUCCCUGGUUAUUUCCAAUCCCAUUCCCUGCAAUACUGCCUUCCCAGCUGACCAUGUCUCCAUCCAUUCCUCCACCCAAAACGGAAAAGACGCUGUGCCCUCUUCCCCCACCCAACAAACUCAAAGUAUCACCGAAGAAACCAACCCACCAGAAGAGAGCAGCAUCUCAUCCAAAGACGUCAACUCGUCAGACUCUGAUCUCAGCUCCAGCGGCACCAACACACCCAAGAGGCAGUCGGUAUGUGACAAUGAGAACAGCAGCAGGGGCACAGGAGGCCAAAGUCCGGAGGAGGAGGAGGAGGAGGAGGAGGCAGCAGCUGAAGCUGAAGCUGAAGCAGAAGCAGAAGCGGAAGCGGAAGCAGAGCUCUCUACAAACCAGUCGGAUGACUCUGGGGUGGGAGUCCAAAAGUCAGAGGCAGCAAGUCAGGAAGUGUCCAAUCCCUCUGAUUCUGCAGACAGUGAUGCCCCACAGAGUCCUGAGCAGGAGAAUGUAAGUGAUCCACCAUCAGAGGAGGCCGAGCCCAAACCUGCACCAGUUCCUGCUCCUCGCCUUUCCUUCCACUCCACAGACAAAUGCCCCCUCCUGCCUGAUGUAGAGCAGGAAGAGACGGAGGAAGCGCCGGUUAACCAGGAGACCACUGAAUCAGGAGAUGACUUCAGUUCCCACAGUCCACCUGGCUUCUUAUACAAGGGGGUGGCACUAGAGAGCCAUGCAGCAUCUGGAGAAGGCCUGCUCCAAUUUGAAGAGGGAGACAUCAUCCUGGUACUUGCUGACACUCAAGAGGUUUGUGCGUGUUCUUGUAAAGCAUAUCUCACUUCCUGUGGAACUUCAAAGAUAGAAGAGAUAGAAAAAGACACAUUUCCAGUAAUGUCUGUUACCAUUUUUGGUUGUUCUCUGAACAACCAAAAGUUUAGGCCAGUGCAUUGCAGGCCUGUUUCGGAUCUUGAUGUGCAUACUGCUGAUGAUGCACUUUUCAUCACAGCACAUCACAUGUUUGCUUUAGUUUUCUUUUUGAGAGAAUUUUUAUUUCUCCUGUGGGUAACUAGUCCAACCACAGUGAGAGAUUUCCACUGCAGAUAAAAUGAAUCUGAAGGCAGAAAAUGUUUCAAAUUAAAAUAUUCUCAUUCACAAAACAUCCAAAAGCUGAAAUUAGCUUCUAUCUGGAUGAGCUGGGAGAAACUCUCAAAAAUAAGGGGCAAGUAAGUCGUAACUUUAAGACUCCUGUCAAGUUAGGCAGUCAAGAGGAUAUACUCUAGAAAUCUGCAGGUAGUGUGCCCCAUUGUGUCCAGUGUUUUGGAAAAGCGUAUUUUAAUUGCAGGUGACUUUCUAACAAUCAGAUUAACUCGUCAGAAAAUCAAAACAACCCACAUUUGAUGGAGCAUUAAAAAAUAACCAAAUGAAAUUUGAAAAAAACAAAUCAAACAAAACUGGUUUGAUGGCUAUUAUCUGUAAUGUUUGCUAAAUGCAUCAUCAGAGGGUGAAUUACUAAGUCAAAAAAUGUGAGCAUUUUACUUUGUGUGUAAAAUAUUUGUUAAUUAAAUAUAUCUAAUCUCACUUUUUAAAAAAUUCAUUCUUAAUCUAAUUGAAUCAUAAUAAUCAUGCGUGUAUGUCAUUUAUGUUUUUUUGUGAAAUGUUAUUUCUAAUUUAAUUGCACUAUACUUAGUUACAUUUUGAAAUAAUUCCAAAUUAUAACUUAAUUUGAUUAUUAGUUUCAUUUUAUUUUUAAUUUGAUUUAAUCUCUGUAACUCUUAACAAGGAACUUUUGGUGCCCUUUAGUAGGACUCCUUAUAGUAAGAUAAGACACUUUGUGAACAUUUUCUUGUCAGUCCCUUUGUAAAGCAGGAAAUCAUAGUAAAAGUAUCUGAUCAGAGGGUUGAUUUGCAUUGAAUCUUACAUGUAUUAAUGUUUCUGGCAGCAGGAAGGCCUAGGUGAAGGGGAUCAGGGAGGAGAGCUGGAACCAGCACAAGGAACUAGAAAAUCACUCUGGGAUCUUCUUGGAAAAACUCAUUCAGCCUGUACAGGCAGAGUGAGGCAAUAGUCACUCCUGAGUCUGUAAUACUUUCUUCUUCCACCAAACAGUUAUGGUGACUCACACACACAUUCACACACACACAAACACACACAUACACACACCCACGCACAGAGGGAGUGAACCCAUAUGUUUUGGGUGCAGAAGCUGAACAAACAGAUGAGCACAAGUCCCACGUGGUUACUCACAUGCUAUGAUGUUGCAACUUGUGGAACAAAAGUGACUGAGCUGCAGAACAUUUUGUAAGAGACAUUUGGAAAAGUUACAGUAUUUAGCUUUUUGUGUUGUCAAUGUCUGUGAAACACUGUGAAACAAAAAAUCUUUUUAUAAUGAUGCUUUAAUCUUUUGUAAAACUUCUCAAUAAAGUUCUAAGUAAAAGAGAA
Lates calcarifer (barramundi perch) is the source of this 3591-nucleotide messenger RNA. RefSeq names its product bridging integrator 2b (gene bin2b). The transcript has 11 exons. The record is from RefSeq and is a predicted model, not a curated record. Gene Ontology annotation, biological process: podosome assembly; phagocytosis, engulfment; plasma membrane tubulation. The coding region runs from base 379 to 2259 and encodes 626 amino acids. Gene Ontology annotation, cellular component: podosome; cytoplasm; phagocytic cup. Lineage: Eukaryota; Metazoa; Chordata; Actinopteri; Centropomidae. Gene Ontology annotation, molecular function: phospholipid binding; protein binding.